CUGGCGGCGGCCAUGGCCAGCGCCCCGUGCUCGCCGCUGCGGCGCAUGCGGCGCCUCAUGGACUCGCUGCCCGAGGAGCCCCCGCCGUGCCGGCGUGAACUGGCCAGUCGGCCCCUGUGGCGGCGCGUGUUCGUCGAGCUGCUGGGCAGCCUGCUUUUCACGGUGUUCACGGUGCCGCUGCAGCCGCGAAGGCAGCAGGCUGCCGACAGCGGGCCCCUGCAGUGCAGCGUGGCGAUGGGUGCGAGCGCGGCAGCGCUCGCUCACUGCUUCGCAGGUGACCUGAACCCGGCGGUGACGCUGUCGCGACUCGUCGGCCGUCGUCUAAGCGUGGUUCGCGCCCUGCUCUGCGUGGCCGCACAGUGUUCGGGCGCAUGCCUGGGCGCCGCCGCCCUGUACGGACUGGCACCCCGCGACCAGCGGCCCGCGCAGCAGCCGCCCCAGCAGCUGGCGCAGGGCUUGCACGCCAGCCAGGCCUUCGGAGUCGAGUUCCUGGGCACCGUGCUCGUGGCAAUGAGCGCUCUGGCCGCGGACCGCGCCGCCUCGGGUCCUCUGGGAGUCGCGUACGCGGCCGCUGCGCUAUUUUCGUACCGCUUCACGGGCGCCGGACUAAACCCGGCGCGCUCACUGGGGCCAGCGCUCAUCACGAACACGUGGAGUCACCACUGGGUCUACUGGGCGGGACCGAUGUUGGGCGGCCUGAUGGCGGGCUUCACCCACGAGUACACGCGGGGAGCCAGGCUGGGCCGGGAGUCGGCGCACAGCCUGCGACCCUCGCCGCCCGCGGGCCAGCCGGCCAGGAACAACCACGUCAAGCGCGACAUCAGCGGGCUCAGCAACGACACCGAGCUCACGCUCACAUCCAACAACGACUGUCGCGUCUGACGCGAGUGACCCGGCGGAACACACGGUGCUCUGUCGAGGACGACGACACGCGGUUUCGCCGGAGGUGCACGCUGCGAUAGACUGCGCAUGCGUCGCGUCCGUCGCUCGACUUCUGGGAAGCCCGGAGUGCUGCUGUUCGAAGAGAAGACAUGGUGCUGCCUGGCCAUACACAUGGCGUCCCCGCUUUCUCGACAGAGCUCUACUGAGGUUCAACCAAAACAGGAACCCCCAAGUACACGAAGAGCGCUCGAGCGCUUCUUCUCUCGUCGUUUUUCAUCUUCCUACUUAUAUAUUCUAUAACGUCGCAUGCACGCGGAGAAGCAGCAAGGGUGGCUUUUUUUAUGUGGCAGGAUCUUGCCACUAAAUGCUGCUUAGCAUUUUGCGUAUGAAUAUGUUCUCACCAAACUAUCUCUCCUGAAGGCUGCGCAUUUUCUCAAUAAUAUCCAUGCUGAAAAACACUCUUUUCUCGUAGGCAAAAAUUACUGCAGUUCUAUUUUCGGUGGCACUCGAAUCAAGAGCCUGGACAAUCUUGCCGACACGUUAUUUAAAUUCAAAGUGUAUCUUGUUCGCCUACUGCCAGCUAGAACAUUAAAUGCGGCAUUCACAUAACUGACCAUAACUGGUUUGUAAAUGUAGCUCCUGUUAGACCAUUAUUAUUGUUGUUGCUUGUUGCUACUAUAUAGCAAACUGAGGGGGACGGGACACAAUUUAGGACAGUUUUAUUAUGAUAAGGAAAACCCUUUGAAAGAGCAACCGAGCGAGAAAGACGUGGCACAUGAAAAAUAUACAGCCAUUAUUUACACUUGUUUUCGCAUUUGCGCAUUUUCCACGCACAGGGGAUUUUGCAUGCACUACCGCAACCGUUAGAUAGCGGGCAGACAAUACACUUGGGACUUUCUGGUGGUAUAUGACAGCGUGACCUAUGGUGCGCGCCAAAGGGAACAUUCGUGUGCUCGGCGCUGAGACAGUGGGUUCGUAACUGCUGUUCUAUAUACUGAACCGUACUCGUCACGGCUGACUGGCCGAGCUCAUGCUUAGCAGAGUACUUCGAGCAGCUCAGACGGCUGCGUGACCAACGAAAGAACCCUUGCGUACCCUUUAAUGACAGCGUGUAUAACCAUUACUGUUUGGUGAUAUAGGCUUCCAAACAGCACCUCAAUUACCACCAGUCCCGCCAAUCAAUUUUUUUUUCGUGUGCCCCGGUGAGCAUCGCCGACUGGAGUGGCAGGAAAAAAAAAAACGCCAUCACAUGUGCGUUAAAGUGGAUGCAUUGUUACAAUCUUUUCUUUAUUUUUUUUUCUUAAUUUUCAGUUAUUGCUCACUGUUUCCGAGCAUUGCCUAGAAGGCAUGACUCUGAAUAGAGCAGUGACACUCAAUCAAUGUUGACAUAUUGCCGAAAUCGUAUAACCUUGAGACAUCGUUCGAGCGUAUCCAACCUGGAUAAAAGUAGAUUGGUGGUGCUUCGUGGAGACAUUAUAGUUGAGAGAGUACGACGUUCUCUCUGUAUACAGAGUAUCUAUGUAUGUGCCCCGUCGGCCUGCCUUCAGCCCAAUAGCACAGAAACCUUUUGCGCCACUGUAGUUUUGGCGUCCCAUGCUCACUUCAGGGUCCCUCCCCUCUCAGGGUAUAUACUGUAGGGCAUGCACCGCUCAGACGGCGCAUGCAACAAGUUCCCUAGUCGGCUACUACGGUAUCUUUCCUUCUUGGACACAGACAAAAUCGUUCCUCUAUCACUGUCACAUCAUUGUUGUCUGUCGAUGCUGUUUGUCAAGGCUGCAGACUGCAUACGCACCUACAUUCUUGUUGUUUUUAUCUUUCUGGCGACUUGACGAUACACACUUCUUGCAAAGGAGACAGCCGUUCUCGCAGGUGCAUUGUUAUUUCCUAUGUGGAACGAUUGUUUCAUUUUUUUUAUUCGCUACCAUAUGCUUUCAAAUCUUGUGUAUCAUAAUACCAGAUACGUAGAAGGAGCAAAACAAGUGCGAGUCGCACAGAAAGUUCACGCGCGCAGUUUUCUUAGAUAAAAAAAAAGACAUAAAAAGAAGCCUCUUUCUCAAAGCAUAUCCGCUAUAAUCUAUUUAACUAAACGCUGCAGUCGAAAUCCUGUACUAAGCAGAGUAGUAAGCAUCUUUUUCGUAGCGGAAAAUAAAACUGACAUUUUCGAGAUAUUCAUAUGAAUAGCUUGGUAACCGGUUAAGAUCACAACAUCUGUCUAAUAGUACAGAUAAAUGUGAGUGCCACCACGGCCAACCAGCGAAAGCAGAAGUGCGCGUGCUCCUCUCUGCGCCACGUCGCGACCACAGACUUGUCCCGAUCUAACUUGACUGGAAGCUGUGAAGAAAGAGAGAGAGAGAGAAAGAGCUAUCCCGCACAUUUACUACAACUUCUAUACACAUUUACCAGUAUUAUGAUUAACAUUCAUACAGUGUCGUAUAUUCAUAGUAACCGCUGCACUUCCGUACAUAUUGCAGCUACGUGCCUGCUUACGCGUGUACAGACAACUGCACCAGUAUAAACACUAAGUAGACGCCGUCAAAGCUCCGGCGAUGUGCAAUCUUCUUAUGCGCCGCCGCAGCGCGUAAUCAUAUCUGUUGCAUGUUUACGGUUUCGGAUAAUUACGGGAAUAGAUAACUCGGCGUCUCGUUGCCACAGGAAAACUCCCUUCUCAUCGCCUUAGCCCUUACGCCUGAUAAACGCGGAGGUCGUCAGUUGAGUCGACCGAUUAUCAAGCUCGGGGCGACGACGCGCAGACGAGAGGCGUGCUAGCGGCUGUGUCCUCCAAUUUCCUCGACUCAAUUCUCUUCCCAACAUUUUUGCGCAGUUACCUGCUUCUCAGCUAGUGAAGAAAGCACAAGAAAAUGGAAACCAUGACGGCGGCUCACCGCUUGCAAUAACGGAUGCUCAAAACGUACCCAUGUAGUUCAGUUCGUCGACCCUCUCAGAAACUAAACUCUUAAGGUGUAAAAGUUUGAUGAAGCGUAAAGUUGGUAUCAAGCGUAAAAUAUGCAUCACAAAAUUACGAGGGUGAGACAUACGAAUUCCCCGGAAAGAAGACGACUGCCACAAAGACGGCAGUGGUGUUUCUGUCCCCGUGUCACGUGACAAACAUUUUUUGGAGAUUUAUUGAAACCUUCGGUAUACGACAGAAAAUGCCGUGUUCGUCUUCUUUGCAGUCACGUGGCAUAAAUUAUAAUGGAUGCUCCCCCCAUACAUUCUUUUUCAUACAAUCACAGCAUAUUAUGGGAGUGCCGCAGCUCUGAAAAGGUUUGUGUUACUCGCUGUUUCACCCCUGAUCAGCCCGCACUUAAAGAAUGUCUUACAGUGCAUGUAUACAAUCAAGUAUCCGUAGCAUACGAUGAAUGUUCGCUCUGACUUUCUCCUUGUUCUUCCAUGAUCCCGGGCUCAUAAAUCUUUUGCGGCCGGAGGCGAGGGGGCGCCUUUAUUGAAAGCAAAACGAAUAAAGAAAAAAAUAACAUAACAGGUUGGUGGUUGGGGUGCAGUCACAGAAGAGAUGUUGCAUCUCCUUGGGCAGUUUACGGUUCGGGCACAAUGGUGGCCCAAGAAGCCGCAGCAUCGAGGUGUAGUAUAAUUUUGCAGACAUUGGACGCACGACUUGAGUCGCGGUUAACGCCAGCACUCGAAUACCAGUGCGGUCGCCACAGUUGAACAAAUACUAUUUUUUCUGCAUUGGAUACUUUUCGAGUCAUUUCUUCAGAUAAGCAAAGAGCAAUGAAGCCGAGAGUGAACCACAGCAAAAACCUUUUAACAAGCCAAGUGAUUGCGCAAUAAUGCCUUUGAGAAAGUUGACGUUAUACGUCCGAUGCAGGUUUUCCACGAAAGAAAACAUUGAGAAACUCGUGCGGUAGAUACGAGACCGAAAUAUUACGCGAUCAAGAAGAACCGGGGCCGUAUUCACAAGACAUUUCUAUCGCAAGUGCUUUUUCUGCCAUUGGGCGGCCUGCUUCGCUAAUUAUAUGUCCAGCGUCAGGAUUGGCUGAAAUAUUAUCUUAAGAAAAGUUUUAGCGAAAGUCGUUUUUGUGAACGCGGGCCAUGAUGUGUAUCGAAUACAGCACUUUGUCUUACUUGUCCUAUAAACACAUUAUGUAAUUUGUCUUGCACAGGAUAUUCCUACUUGUUCCAGAGAUGUACCUGACAAGAUAAAACAGCGCUAUCGCCAAUCUGUUCGCCAAUCCACCAAUCUGUUCCAAGUAACAGAAAAAGAAAAAAAGAAACUGGUGGUACUGUGGCCCAUAGGAUUCCGAACGGGUAUCGCGAGGAAACAAGUGAAAAGAAAAGAACUCGCACUGUAUAUCCCUUCCCUCCCUCCAUCCGACGCUGUUGUAUUCACUCGGCCGCAGCUCCAGCCAACGCGCGGCCUCCUCAUACAUCGAGGAGCGAAGACAGCGUAUUUUGUUUACACCUCGGAACCGGCAGAGCCAUGCUUCUGCCACACGGUCACAUUGGACGGCGCCUCAGGAGUACAGCUGUAUAUAUUUCACCGUUUCACCGGGUUGUCACAGCCUACAGAGCACAGAGGGGAAAAAAAUGUUGUAUGCGCAAGUUUUGUCAGCCGCUUUUCAAUGUCGCUGGAGUAAGAUUAUGCAAAUUUGUCGGACGGACGAAUGUGUAAACGCGGUGAGCACAAGUGUACUUGUACAUAGGGAAAAUGAAGGCUGACACACUGUAUAUUUACGUCAAUACUGUUGAACAGUUUUCGUUGUUUCCUUCUUCUUUCUUUCUUUUUUUUUCUUUUUUUUACGGAGUCACGACAAUAAAGUAUUUCACUCUGACGCGCGUCGUUUUCUGUGCCCCGUGGGUGGUCCUUGCAACUGCUGUUACUUGGACCUGGGUUCGACUACCCGAAGACCAUGCCCAACUCAACUGUCUGAGGCGAGUGCGCGUCAUCUAUUUCAGACCGCGUUAAACAAAUCAGUAAAAUGCACGAAUUUUGUAGCGCGAAAAUUCAGAAAAGAAAGAAAUUUGAAACAGCUAGGAGAAUUAUUUUUAUUUCUUUUUUUUUUACUCCUUAUUUCCUAAACCAAUGCCUCGCAUUGGCCGAUCAACCAGCCAACCAACCAACCAACCAACCAACCCAGCAAGAAAUGAGCAGAAAGAAAUAC
This is a messenger RNA of Rhipicephalus sanguineus (brown dog tick), 6002 nucleotides long. RefSeq names its product lens fiber major intrinsic protein. Gene Ontology annotation, cellular component: plasma membrane. The transcript has 3 exons. Gene Ontology annotation, biological process: transmembrane transport. Gene Ontology annotation, molecular function: water channel activity. The record is from RefSeq and is a predicted model, not a curated record. NCBI's taxonomy places the organism in Eukaryota, Metazoa, Arthropoda, Arachnida, Ixodida, Ixodidae. The coding region runs from base 13 to 882 and encodes 289 amino acids.